UUGCACUGCAAGUCUUCUGGCCCUGUCCAUCUUCAGAAGCCACAAAUCGCUUGGAUUCCGGUAUAUCAUUGUCUGCGUCGCACCUACUCUUACUGUAGGACCCCUUAAGCGUGCAUCUACUUGAGAAUUGGCAGCCACCAGGCACAAUCCAACAUGUCACAGAAAACUUCCGAACCGGAAGUAUGCCAGACGCUUCUAGAUUUCGUCUCUGAAGGCACAUAUCCGGGGUCAGAGAAUAUUGCUGUGUCAGAAUUUCCUCCAUCUGUGCUGUCGAAGGAAUUGGAGCUUAUCUCGGAAGCAAGACAGCAAGUAGAGAAGGAAAUAGGUUUUCAGAGUCGGGAAAACACCUUUGAUGCCGAUGGUUGGAUGUCGCAGGCAAAGCAGCUCCAUGCGGACAUUGAGCGUUCAAGGCUCACUGCGCGAGAGAUUGUUGCACAGCAUGAGAAGACAAAGCCAUUUGAAUUGAAGGUUGCAGAUGCUGCAGCCAAAGUCAAGCUGGUUCAAACGGAAAUCGCGUUCAAUCAGGCUGUAACGAGCACGUUGGAGGCGGUACAGAAACUCUGUCAGCAGCUCGAUGCUGGACGAGUAGCUCUGAGUUGUGGACAGGUCACGGCCGCCAUUGAGACCGUAGAGGAGAUAACGAAGUCUUUGAAAAAGGAUAGCCUUUUUACGAAUACUAAUAUAAUGAAUAUACUGUCCAAAAAUAUCAUGGGGCUUCGACAAGAGGUUGCGGAGUAUCUCCGUACACGCUGGAAUGAGCAGGUGAGGAUCGACAAGGAUAAGCGGGAGUUGCAGGUCAGAACAAUUGACGGAAUCACUUUGGAAGAGACUGUCGCGGCUCUAUUGCGACUCGAGCUGUUCCCCUCGGUCAAUGAAAAAUUUCAAAGGGACCUGACUGCUACCAUAAUAGAUGCAAUAAUACUGCCUGGCGUUGACGGUCGCAGUCAUGGUGUGCGAGUUGGGGAAUUCGCUAUUAACGUUGAUCCUGAGCCAUCAGCUGCACCAGUCUCCGAAGUGCUGGAUCGUAUAGUUGAAGUACUAGGCUACUUGCGAUGUUGCCUCCCGACAUUAAUACUUGACCUGCUUUCUGAUUCUUUCGUUCCCAAACUUUCGUCGGAUCUGAUAUCGGGUUGGUUGUCAUCUGCGAUACCUACUGACCUCUCUGGUCUUGGAGAAUUUGAGAAGACGCUGAACCAUGUCCUCCAGUUCACUCAGACGCUGGAGUCGCUUGGUUGGCAUGGUGAAGAAGAGCUUGUUUCUUGGGUACAGCAAGCCCCCCGUCUGUGGCUCACGAGACGUCGAAUUCAUUCGUUAGACCAGGUUCGCAACGUUCUCGCCGCCAAGGGAGGCAUAACGAGACAAGUUGAGAAGGUAGAGACAGAGAAUGUAACACAAGCAGACCAAACUCUACUGCAUACGACUUUCGACGAAUGGCAUGCCCAAUGGGAUAACAAUAAGGAAGAGGUUACUUUAAGAGAAAAGUACAAUAUCACUGACAUUCCUGAUGCCGUCCUUGCUAUUGUCCGACAACAGAUUGCGGACGCCGAGGCCCUAUCACAGCCUACAUAUUCCACGUCUAAGGUUGCUCCCUCUGGGCCGGGUCUCUUAGCUCUUCCAACUUUGAUUAUUGCCAUGUACAAGGCUAUAGCGUCGUCAUUUUACGUUCUUAAACUCAAGUCAGGACAAAUAUAUCUCUAUAAUGACAGCCAAUACCUGGCUAGUCAGAUACGCGCCAUAGCUGAGGAACGCCAGCUAACGAGGCUCAAGCCUGAUAUCGUCUCACUCGAGAAGUUUGGCAAGCUUGCUUACAUGAAGGAAAUGCAAGUUCAACGCACCAUUGUCUCAGACCUGCUCGAUGGAGCUCAAGGUUUCAAUCGCUGCUCGGAGCAGCCAUUCUUAGGAGAAUGUGAGAAUGCAGUGAGCGCGACUGUUGACCGAAUUCGCGACGUCUACAAAGAAUGGCAACCGAUCCUCUCUUAUUCCGCACUUCUUCAGUCUAUUGGUUCUCUACUGUCCACGGUUCUGAACAAAAUUAUCAUUGAUACUGAAGAGCUAGGUGAUAUUCCCGAAGCCCAAUCCAAACGACUUGUGCUAUUCUGUAACAAGAUCUCGACGUUGGAGGAUCUCUUCAUGCCCGAGCCGGUUGCUGGUGCGGAAGCCGUGCCUAUGACCGCAAUAUAUGUUCCAAAUUGGUUCAAAUUCCAAUAUCUGGUUAAUAUUCUUGAAAGCUCACUUGCCGAUAUCAAGUACCUCUGGGUUGAAGGAGAACUCCGUCUAGAGUUUUCAGCCGAUGAGGUUGUUGACCUGAUUAAAGCACUGUUUGCUGAAUCUGACCACCGGCGGAAAGCAAUUGCAGAGAUUCGAAGAACAUCAAGAGGAUAGGGAGACCGAAAAUGUGCAUUGUAUAUACGAAGCUCUACUAUCUGGUAAAAAAUAGAAGAAAGCACUGGAGUGUUCGUAUUUUCUGUACAGCGUAUGUCUGCCGUCUCCGGGAUUUACACAACUGGCCGCGCGGGUUGCCGUAUUUUUUU
This is a messenger RNA of Monascus purpureus, 2531 nucleotides long. NCBI's taxonomy places the organism in Eukaryota, Fungi, Ascomycota, Eurotiomycetes, Eurotiales, Aspergillaceae. The record is from the annotation of a GenBank genome assembly.